GUCAUGGUUGCCAGGCAACCUGGUGACAACAUUUAAAGCCCUAUCCUAGAGACUAUAUAAGGCUGAUAGGUGAGCUUUUUUUGUUGUUUUUUUUUUGUUUGUUUUUGUGUUGUUUGUUUUGUUUGUUUGUUUUUGUGCUGUUUUUUGUUUGUACUUUUGUUUGUUUUUUGUUCUUUUUUUUUUUAUCAAAAAGAGAUACAUUCACUAAACUUUAAAAAUUGAUACAUUGUGGCCAAAAUAGCUUUUGAGUUUGGAAAAAGAAAAUGCAAUGUUUAGUGAAUAAACCUCUAUAUUUUCACAUGUCUGUUCAUCAGAGCAAUGCAUAUUUCUGGUUUAUUUUUUUUUUAUAAGGAAAGGGCUUCAGGGCUGAAAGUGGGGCAUUGUUUACACCCCAAAUCUGCAACUAAGGACAAGGAAACCAUAUUGUUUUCCUUAACAAAAUUUAGGGGUGCAUAUUAAUUAAAAUAAAAAUUGUUAUAAAAGUCAGUAGUUUUUUAAAAAUUCUUUUUAUAAAAUUGUUUUCUUUUUAUGACACGUACAAAUAACAUACAAUUCAAUUUAUUUGAAUUAGAUUAUGUCUAUAAAUUAUACAUAUAUCAGACAUAUAAGUACAAACAUUUAUCAAACAACAUAUAUCGCAUUGAGUGUAUCUAACUGUGGAUCGGCGGGUUCUAAUGGCUUUUAUCCUUUACUCUAUCUAAACGAUAUCAAUUUCUUGUACACGGGAGUCCAGUGAUAUUAAUUUCUUAAUCAGAUCUUUCAUCUCAUUAAUAUUUUAAUGUUCAUUAAUCGCCAGCUCCAUUCGUUAUUGAAAUAAUAAUUGAUUUAUUAUAUUUUUCCAUAUUGGGACGUUUUUAGGUUUCCAGUUUCUGGCUAUUAGAAUUUUAAAAGCUACAAAACAAUGUAUAAUGAAAUUUCUUUCCAGCUUUUUUAACUUAGGCCAUCUCAAAUGUAAUAACUUAGAAUAUAAUAAUAAAUUUCUUUCCAGCUUUUUUAACUUAGGCCAUCUCUGGCGCAAUCCUAAGUCUAUAUUCUAUCAUUUUAUAUAUAAGAACAAAAAUCCAUUUCCAUUACAUCUUUAUUUCAGUACAGCUCCACCAGAUAUGUAUGUAUAAACCUCUACUCUUUUCACACCUCCAGCAGAAAUCACUUGACAAAGUAAACAUUCUAUCUAUCCUUGAAGGUACCAGCUACCACUUGUUAAUAAGUUUAUAUUGAGCAUCCUGGAAGCUUAUACAAUGAAUAGCUUCCCUCGUCUCUAUUAAUGAUUUAUACCAUUCUAUAUUUGUGAUUUGAAUAUUUAAUUAAUUUCCCCAUUUUAAUAAAGCAUUAAUUUGGUCCUCAUUUUUAUUAAUUUUGAUCAUACUCAAUGCUUUGGAGAGAACUUUAUAAACUUUAUUUUGGUUAAAAAUACUACGUAAAUCCUUAUUUAUUCCUGUUUUACUAAACAUUAAAUGUUGCUUCAAUGUAUACUUUACUCUUAAGUAGUUAAAAAGCUCAGAUGAAGGGAGAUUAACGGCGUUAGAGGAGGCGUGAAAUAUUGUGUCUUCAAAAACAAAAUGAAGGGAUGUACUUUAAUUAAAAAUGUUAAGAAUCUCAAUACUAAAGUUUCUCUUUUUCAACAAGAUGGAAUGUUUUUGUGUAAGUAGCUUUGUGUUGUUUUAGAAUUUCGCUGACAUUCCAAAGCAUUCUAAACAUGUAAGAUUUGCUCACUUAUAGGGAAAUUAUAAAAAAGAGGCAAAACUCAUCUGGCAUGCAAAUACAUUGAUUUCCUAUCAACAAUCACAAAUGAAUAUAGAAGGAUAAAGGCAACUAUAGCAGGACCUGGGUAACCUUGCUGGUUAUCCCCUUUUGUUAGAGUAGGUCAGACCCAUUUCCCCAGUAACUGGACAGGACACAGUUCCAGGAUACAAGCUUUGACAAUGUUUAUUUGGGCACACAACUUUUUAUGCACAGACCCUCCAACACAACACAAACCACAUACAGGAGGGGGCUGGGGAAGAGAUAACCAUCUCCCGCUCUGGAAGAUCCUAACUAGACACAGGGACACGCAUGAGUACAUUUUACAUUCAGGCGGGUACACUUUGGGGCACCCCGGGACGGGAAGAGGUUACAGGGUUAAAACUUACAUAGCUAAAUAGCCCCGGUUCCCCUCUGGGACCCCUGCAAAAAGCGUGGUGAACGGAUGUACAGAGGCGGAAAUAUCAGCAUCAAAGUCUAGGGCUCAAGGCUCUGUACAUCCCUGAAAUCAGUUCCAUGGUGUUGCUUGGUUUAGUCCGGCGAAUUCAAACUUUGCACCUAGACCAAGCAACAACCAAUCAGCCGUAAUGGCGCGAACCAAAUCGUGCCAAUCAGCGUUAGGGGGAGGGAGGAGUUUCACCGUCCAACCCAAAGGAAGGGCGCAAAAUUAGGCUGCACCAAUCGGCCAGUGGUAACCCUGCAGCCAUGAGACCGACUCAGAGCCCCAGGGACUCUAUGCUGUUGUGCGUCCCACUCUCCGGUGGAUAUCCCCACGCAGGUAUCCACCAGAGAGAGCACUCUCCUGGGCAGCCACGAGUGUAGCCUCGUAGCUCCCAGGUAAGGGAUGAGGGAUUAUAGCUCCGUUGGGGAGUAGGUAGGAUAAGGAAAGAAGGGAUGAUUAAUUAUAGCUCCGUUGAGAAGGGGGUAGGGUGGUCCCUGACACCGGGAUCAAAGUCAGUGUACACAGGCUGGUUUGGGAGAUGAAUGCUCCCCGUGUGGGCAUUCGGUGAUACGAACCGGUGGCCAUCCAGGGGAAGCACGCGCCGCUCGUUAGCGAGGUGUGAAUGUUCUAAUUGGAGUAUAGGGGUAGUUCGUCACGGUUCGGGAGACGAAUGCUCUCCCUGGUGGACGUUCGGUAAUACAAACCGGCGGCCUCCCAGGGGAAGCACACGCUGCCUGUUCCCUUGCAGUCUGUGGUUUUUAUCAACAGGCCUUUAACCUUGAGAGGAGUCUUAAUAAGGAAGUGGUACAGAUUUACUGAUAGGGUCACUUUAAAGCAGGGGUAGGCACUCCAGAUGUUGUGGACUACAUCUCACCUAAUGCUCUUAGAGCCAUAAUACUGGCAAACCAUCAUGGGAAAUGCAGCCCACAACAUCUGGAGUGGUGAAGGGUGCCUACUUAAUUGUGUGACAGUUCUUAUUGAUAUAUUAAAAUUAUUUAAUAUUUUUGGGUAAACUUUUAAAAUGAUGUAAUAUUUUGAACAACAUGUUAAUAUUGUGUGUUGUUUUUUAAAAAAAAAUAUUGAUUUUUUAUAUAUAUAUAUUAAUAUGUUGAAAAAAUUAUUUUAAAAGUUUGUCUAAAAAAAAUUAAAUAAUUUGAAAAACCUUAUCCAAAAAUAUUAAACCAAUGCCGUAGUCUGUUACAUAAACACAAUCUUUAUUUAGAGCACUUUAUGUAUGCUCCUAUAAUAAAGUGUAUUUGGAUAUUUACUAAUGUGAGAAUUCACAGUGAGUUCAAAGUAAAUUUCAAAUAAGACUAAAGUAGCUGAACUGACAUAGAGAACGUAUUUUGGAAUUCACUUUGAAUUCACUUUGAAUUCUCACUUUAGUGACUAACCCCAUACUUUUUCCCAAAAGCAGGGCAAAUUAUUGUAAUUAUGCUAGUAUUUCCUAGUAUAACUCAUUCAGCUUAAUUUUUUAUGGCUGUCUCUGCUUUAACAGAAUGUCAGAGCGCUUGUUUUACAGACCUGGGUACGGGUCUCUCAUAAACUCCGAUGGACACGGGGAGGUGUGGAUGGAUAUUGACCCUAGCUCUAAGUUCAAGCAGUACGGCUGGAGAUGCACCACUAAUGAGGAUUCUUACUCCAACAAAACCCUCAUGGGCAACUGGAACCAGGAUCGGUAUGAUCUCUGUAAAUUAAAGGAAAGGAAACCCAUGCCCUCCCAGGUACGUGGCACAAAUACUGGUGUGUGGUUUCGGCAGAGGUAUUUUAAUAGCAGAAACUAGAAGAUCCCUUUUCCAAACCAAAUAUGAAUGUAUUCUGUAUAAUAAUAAUAAAAAACGCCUGUUAUCUGAUUGACUGAUGCUUCUACUCACAUCAUAUCAUAUUUUCUUUUCAAUUUGACAAUUUUUAUAAUUUUUCUCCCCUCUUAUUUCUCUUAUGGAAGAGUGUAUUGGUCCAAAAAACAGUGUAAACACCUGUGCUAGAAUAUGGUUUGAGAAAAAUUAAAGGUGUUGUACCCAGGGUCUUUGCAUCCUAACCACUACAUAAAUCAAUUAUAAACCCUUUUAUUUUCAAGUAGUUUGCAGUAUGCAAUCUAGUCCAUAAAGAAUCCUUUACCCUCAUUUAUAUAUUUUUUUUGAUGAACAUCUUGUAGAGGAAAACAGUACAGGAAGUUUCACUGGAUCAUGUUAUUCUUAUAGACAUGAAGGGGGAUCUGUCCUUUCACUGCCAGCAUUACAUUGACAUUCCAGAGAUUGAUAGGGAUUGCUAUAGCAGUUUUAAAUACCUUUAUUUUAGAAAUGUAUGAAUAACUGUAUAUACUGUUUGUGGGCAUUAGAGAUGCAGAUAUUUUUACAUUGCGUUGCCAUUUUGCAUUUUUGCUUCCAUACUAACAUUUCAGACCCUGUGUGAAAUGUUGAAACAUAAAAGACACUGUAUACGGUUUACGGCUGUUCAUUUCUCAAAUAUUUUUAUAGAGGUUAAUUAAAAAAGUGAAAAGUGUUUUUAAAUUUUAAGCUUGUCUGCAAAGCAAUCCAUACACAAAAUUGCUAUGUUUAACGAAAUGUUUAUGCUAGCUAUGCAUUUCUUGCUACAAAUAAAAGUUAUGCUAAUAUUUUUUUUUUUUUUUUUUUUUAUGCUAAUAUUUUUUUAAUCAAAAAGUGCUUGGUAGUGCAGGGGUUAAAGAGGAAAUCUGCCAAUCAUUACGGCACCUUGAAAGGAGAGCAGAAAAGCUUCCUUGUGCCCAAGAUUGAUGUUUGGCUCACACAUGGGAGACUCUUUACCCACUUAGUGUAUAGAUGUCUAAUUACAUUAUAUAUACCCUGAAUAGAAUUUGGUGUUACCGUAUUGAACUCAGGAGUAGUUACAAACAAGAAACCCAUGGAAUUCGAGUAGGGAUCAACUUAUGCAGACAUGUCACAUCAGUCAGCUUCAACUCAUCUUUUCACACUAAGUCAUGUAAUAAAUUCAGGUCCUGCUAUCAUUUAAUAUAAUUUUUAAGCACAUAUUUCUAGUUACUAAUAAACCUCCUACGUCUUCUGUUUCAGUUUGCCCAUUAUUAUCAAACCUCCCACUCUGUUGAGUACCCCAAGAAAGAUACCUCUGUCAACAGGCAAGGUAAGUGUAAACCUCUACAGAAAUGUAAUUCACUUUCAGUUCUUCACCUUCUUCUAUGCUCUUACUGAAGGUCCCAUCCCAAAACCUGGCAUUUCCUGUCCAGGGUACCAUUACUGGACCUUUCUUAUAGUUUAACUAUUACUAUUUGAGCCAUCCUGCUAUCUUUCACAUAGGUUGACAACUGUUUACUAAACCUCUUAGGGCUAACCCCUGUCUGUGGUAUCAAUCUGAGCCCCUUGGGUACUUCUAGUGCUCCACUAAAGGGGAACCCCAAGUCCCCUAUUAUUAUUGGAGAGCAAAAAAUGGGUCGCAAGAGUAUUCUGAGGACGGACAGCAGCUAAAAUAGCCUGCCCUACGGUGGGUCCCCGCUCAGAACUCAAGCUGGUUUUAGCUCAUCUUGUGCCAUUACAGAGAGAACAUAUCUGAAGCAUAUCAGACUGGUCCCACCCAUACGGGCAGUCCAGAUCCGAAAUGCCAGCAAGUUCUCUCUGCACGAGAGAUACAGCAACCCCAGACGAUCGUUUCAGCCUUGUUAGGCAUUGUCAGUGAGGCAUAGCUGAUAUCUCUCUAGGCACCAUGAGCAAGGGGUCCACGUCUGGAUUACCCUUUAAACUAAUGGAGAGCAAGAAAUGGGUCGCAAGAGUAUUCUGAGGACAGACAGCAGCUAAAAUAGCCUGCCCUUCGGUGGGUCCCCGCUCAGAACUCAAGCUGGUUUUAGCUCAACUUGUGCCAUUACAGAGAGAACAUAUCUGAAGCAUAUUAGACUGGUCCCACCCAUAAGGGCAGUCCAGAUCCGAAAUGCCAGCAAGUUCUCUCUGCACGAGAGAUACAGCAACCCCAGACGAUCGUUUCAGCCUUGUUAGGCAUCGUCAGUGAGGCAUAGCUGAUAUCUCUCUAGGCACCGUGAGCAAGGGGUCCACGUCUGGAUUACCCGUAUGGGUGGGACCAGUCUGAUAUGCUUCAGAUAUGUUCUCUCUGUAAUGGCACAAGAUGAGCAAAAAUCAGCUUGAGAACUGAGCGGGGACCGACCGAAGGGCAGGCUAUUUCAGCUGCUGCCCGUUCUCAGUAUUCUCUUGCGACCCAUUUUUGACCCCCUAUUAUUAUUAUUAUUAUUGGUAUUCAUAUAGAGCCAAUGUAUUCUGCAGCGCUUUACAAUAUUAUGAAACAGAGAAAUUUAAACACAAUGAGACAAUUACAAAAUUAUUCAGGAACAAUAGGUAGAUGAGGACCUAAGCCAGAAACCGAGAAGUAUAUAACAAGGUAGCAGGAGCUGGUAAGGUAACGUUUUUAUUGCUGGACCAAGAGCCCAAAAUACAGCAUUUGUUUAGUCACUUGUGUAUGAAGUACAAGGUGGCAAGCAGGUAGAAUAUGAUCAGUUAGUCACGUGACUAAUUCUGGCCUUUCGUUGCCGUUUCAUGUUGGGAUGAAUCUCACAUAACAAUAUAGACAUGUCGAUUCUGCAUUGUCAGCGUGGCUCAGUCCUUUGUUUGCCAAACCUUCCGAAGCAGAUCACCGGCCAUGAUAUUAGAACAUUUAAUGAAGCAUUCGCUGGACUUGUAGAAGAUUGAAAUAUUCUAGUUUAUUCCCUUAACUGUAACCGUCACAAAAAAACUUCCAGUUUCAUUUGUUACACAUUAAAGUUAAUGCAAUAGACUAAAAACGUUAAAUCUUAUACAUACUGUAUACUUAGAGUGCUCUCCUAUUUGCUCUAAUGUAAUUGAUAUAAAACACACAGUCUUGUUCUGGGUAUAUUGUUUAAGACUACAUAUGUCCCUACGUAGUAGCUCACGUGUAUGACUUUUCACGUUUUUAUAUUGUUUACAUGACAUGUGCUGAAUACGUUCUUAAUUUCAGUAUUUAUUACAUUAUUAUAUUUUUUGUUUCUUUUCUUCCACAACAGAGUGAAUAUUCAAUAUUCUUACACUAAAUGCUUUCAAGCAAUGUGACAUUAACUCAAUAUUUUUUAAAUGCCAUUCCUACAAACUAUCAGGAGCUCAGUAAUGUCACAUACAUAGUUUAAGAACAAUGAUACCAUGCCUACUACAAAUCGUACACUGUCUCAAUGACAAAGAGGAUAUACAUUGGUUUAUUUAUAUACGGGGAAGGUUAAGCCUUCCCAACCUUGACAUACACAUUCAUUUUUUUAUAUGCCGUGUCACGUCUACUGGAUUAUCAUUCAUAUAUUGUUUUCCCUUUGCAGUAUUCAAAAAAGAACCUCACAUAUUCCCAGGACAUCAGCCAGAACUGGACUCAACACAAGGCAAAAAUCUUAUGACGACCUGCUACAUGAUUGACUUCCAAAGGUGCUUACCCACUACCCACAAUGCAUUAAGCAAGAAGAUGGUCUUGUUUGCAUAAUAUAAAAAUUAAAGAGAAUUUUACUUAAGUCACAAGGAACUUCUUUGUCUUUUUCUUUCUUCUAAGGAUAUAUACUUAGACUACCUUCUUGUGAUAGAGGUAACGAAAGUGUCUUAAAUAGGAUUCUUCAGUGUUACAGUCUUCUGUUGCAGCAAAGGAAAGAGUCUACAAACACACGUAAUAAUGAG
This is a messenger RNA of Pelobates cultripes (western spadefoot toad), 7845 nucleotides long. The record is from the annotation of a GenBank genome assembly. NCBI's taxonomy places the organism in Eukaryota, Metazoa, Chordata, Amphibia, Anura, Pelobatidae.